Molecule: messenger RNA, 3704 nt
Organism: Acipenser ruthenus (sterlet)
Lineage: Eukaryota; Metazoa; Chordata; Actinopteri; Acipenseriformes; Acipenseridae
Product: leucine-rich repeat-containing protein 4-like
Exons: 1
Coding region: 1308-3242 (644 amino acids)
Biological process (GO): postsynaptic density protein 95 clustering; modulation of chemical synaptic transmission; synaptic membrane adhesion
Cellular component (GO): plasma membrane; glutamatergic synapse; postsynaptic density membrane
Molecular function (GO): protein binding
Source: RefSeq, a predicted model, not a curated record
GGAGGGGGGGUGGAUGUGUUAAUACACAAGAACACUGCAUCAAACCAAUGUACUGCUCAGCACGGCAUGCGUCAGCAGUACAUUCACGUUUCAACUGAAGGACAAAAGGAGGAGAGAGAGCAGCCUGUCUUGGCUGCCUGCAACACCAACACAAAGAAAAAGGAGACAGAAGGAUAACAAAACAAGGGGGGGGGGGUUAAAAAAAAAAAAAAAAAAUGUUGCCGUAGACGGGUUUUUCCCAUGCCUCUCCCAUUCUUGCUUCUGUUGCUGUUCAGGCUACUACUGCAGUCCAAGAGCCAGAAAGACAUUAACCGCAACAAAAGGCUAACGCUUCAACUCACUACGUCAAAACAAAAGGGGAUGCAGCAGGAGCUACAGGGGGUAAAGCAAAGGAGCUCUGUGUGUGUUGUCUUUAGCGGAUUGUCAAACCGGGGCUCGUCACUGAAGAUCUUUUUUUCUCUUCUUUUUAUUCCAAGGGAACAAGAGAGCACACUAGAAAACCUCCUCAACAUUGCUGCGCUCCCCCCGCCCCCCCCCCUUCCCACCAACCUUUAAAGAAAUUGACGGAUUAUUGCUAACUGUGCAGGAGGCAGGCUGCAGCUGCUGCAUCUACUGGAUGGAGAGCUAGUUAAAAAGAAAUCUAAUGACUGCAAUGUGCAGCUUUACGAUUCAGUACGGCAAACAAACUGGAAGACAGUGGGACUGCCCAACAGCAAAUUUAAGUUAAAAAGAAAAUUAAGGACUGUACAAUUUUCUUUUUUUUCCUGGUUUAAAAUUUAGAGUUGAGCAAUGGAAUAUUGCAAAAGGAAUUCUACAGCAUCCCACGUCAGCUUCCAAGGGCAAUCACUGGGAGUACUGCUGGCACUGCUCUUUGGAGCAGAGAGGAUCCUUGCACCUGCGUAGCCCACUGGGCCUUACCUCUAUACCAAGAUUGUUUAAUGCUGCUGUUUCUGGAUUUACUAGGAGCCAUUUUGCCAGAUUGUUUGAAUAUUCAUUUUUUACUGCACAGUAAAAUGAGGCUACAUAAUGCUUGGGGGGAAAUAUAAUUAACACUAGAGCUGUUUAACUGUAAAGGACUUCACAGAACUACAGAGGUAGGUGUCUAAAAAAAGUGUUCCCACCGCCACCCACCCCCCAUUCCUUUUCAUCAAUUCAAUCCUUUCUUUCGCUCACUCUGUUGCUCAGAUCAGCACCUCCCUGUACUGUAGAUGGAAAAAAGAAUCAGAGUCUUGCUUAAACCGGGAUAGGGCCAGAUCUCCAUUCCGUGCCAAAUCCCAGACGAUGUUGAAUUAUGAACGUGCCACAUCAUGAGUCUCUUGUGGCAGGUAACUGUGCACCGUACCUGGAAUGCCUCCCUGCUUUUUGUAGUCUACCUCAUGGUACGAACGUGGAGUCUGUGUGCAGCUUCUGCCGGACCCCAGAGUUGCCCCUCAGUCUGUUCGUGCAGUAACCAGUUUAGUAAAGUGGUCUGCACACGCCGCAGUCUCAGGGAGGUCCCUCAAGGGAUCCCCUCAAAUACUCGGUACCUCAACCUGAUGGAGAACAACAUUCAAAUGAUCCAGGCAGACACUUUCCGGAAUCUCCACCACCUGGAAGUGCUGCAGUUGGGGAGGAACUCCAUUCGCCAGAUAGAGGUUGGUGCUUUUAAUGGUUUGACCAGUUUGAACACGUUGGAGCUGUUUGAUAACCGCUUAACAGUUAUUCCAAGUGGAGCAUUUGAGUAUUUGUCCAAACUGCGGGAAUUAUGGCUCAGGAAUAACCCCAUUGAGAGCAUACCCUCUUACGCUUUCAAUAGGGUGCCAUCUUUGAUGCGUUUGGAUUUGGGAGAGUUAAGAAAACUGGAGUAUAUAUCAGAAGGUGCUUUUGAGGGAUUAUACAACUUGAAAUACCUUAAUCUUGGAAUGUGUAACAUUAGAGAAAUGCCAAACCUCAACCCAUUAGUUGGGCUGGAGGAACUAGAGAUGUCUGAAAAUCAUUUUCCUGAAAUAAAACCUGGAUCCUUUCAGGGUCUUAAAUCUCUGAAAAAACUCUGGAUUAUGAACUCACAAAUCAACCUGAUUGAACGGAAUGCUUUUGAUGACCUCACAGCACUGGUGGAAUUGAACCUUGCCCAUAACAACCUGACCUCUUUGCCCCAUGACCUUUUUUCACCCCUGAGAUACCUUGUAGAAUUACAUCUGCACCACAAUCCGUGGAACUGUGACUGUGACAUUGUUUGGCUUUCGUGGUGGCUGCGUGAAUACAUCCCCACAAACUCGACAUGCUGCGGCCGCUGCCACUCUCCACCCUACAUGAGGGGCAAAUACUUAGUGGAGGUUGAACGGAGCACUUUCCAGUGUUCAGCCCCCUUUAUUGUGGACGCUCCUCGGGAUGUAAACAUCUCAGAAGAACGAGUGGCCGAGCUCAAGUGUCGCACGGCCUCCAUGUCUUCUGUUAGGUGGUUGCUGCCAAAUGGCACAAUAUUAAGUCAUGGGUCAAAUCACCCACGAAUAUCAGUUCUAAAUGAUGGAACACUAAACUUCUCGCGUGUUUUAUUAACGGAUACUGGGAUCUACACAUGCAUGGUCACCAAUGUGGCGGGAAAUUCAAAUGCCUCAGCCUAUCUCAACGUCAGCACGGCUGAGCUGAAUACGUCCAAUUUGAGCUACUUCACGACUGUCACGGUGGAAAUUGUAGAUCCAACAUCAGAGGACAUUCCGCCGAAGAUAAAGGCAGUUACAACGCCUUCUACGGAAUACAAACCAGCAUUUAUAUCCACUCCUACUGUCCUGCUCCACAACACCAAGACGCCAAAACAGGUGUCAGUCCUCACUUCGAACGGCACAGAAAGACCGCCUGCUAGCUUGGAUGAGGUCAUGAAGACCACCAAAAUCAUAAUUGGCUGCUUUGUGGCGGUCACACUUCUGGCCGCUGUUAUGUUAAUAGUAUUUUACAAACUGCGCAAGCGACACCAGCUGAGGAGCACAGUCACCGCUGCCAGGACUAUAGAGAUUAUCCAAGUGGACGAGGAUGUUCCCACAGCAGCAUCGGCCACCGGUAUACCGGGAGAAGGGGCGGUUGUAUUACCCACCAUCCAGGACCACAUGAACUACAACACCUACAAACCAGCACAUGGGGUUCACUGGACAGAGAACAGCAUUGGCAACUCUCUUCACACCACGGCCAGCACCAUCACCACUAUUCAUGAGCCCUAUAUAAUACAAACUCACACCAAGGAGAAGGUACAGGAGACACAGAUUUAACAUUCCCCCCACCCUUUCCUCAUUAUAAAAUGCAAUAGAGUGCACAAAAAAGACAGCAACUUUUUUUGUACAGAGUGCAAAAUUAAGACUGUUUUUCUUGUAUAUGCUUAUAUAUAUAUAUAUAUAAAAAAAAAAAAAAAUCUACUAUGAGCUGGUAAGAGAAGCAGAUUAUAUAAUAAAUUUCAACUAUUUUCUAACUUGUAACUUCUAUUUAAAAACAAACAAAGAACAAGCUGUUAAGAUACUGUUAUGACAGAAAUGUGGGUGGACCUGUUUAAAAGGGCAUUCUGUAAUUUUUAGUUGAAGCUAUAUAGGAUGCAGUAAAUACCCAUUUAUACCGAGAAGUCUUUCUAAAAAGCCCAGAAUCAAUAUUUACAGGUUUAUCUUGUAAAAGCACCAAGAAUUUGUACUGUGCCAAAUGUUAUAAAUGCAAUAAAAGGAUUUUUUUUUUUGUUGAAAAAA